AGGAGGUGGCUGCAUGAACUAUUUUCUAAAGGAUAACUAUAAAUCUUUGAAUACGGCAUCUCACUACGACGAUCCUAUUGAUUCGGGGGCACGACCACUUCCAGCAACCACAAGGCAUGCUGUCUCUCAGGUGCCAACUGAAACAAGCUCCUCCUCACAAGGUUUUGUGUCACUUCUGGGCCGAGAUGGGGAAACUGCAAAGCAAACUCAAAUACAGCACUUACAAAUACAGACAGUUGUGGCCUAUAACUGGAAAACUGGAAAGGUGGUGAAAAGAUUCAGAGGACAUGAACGUGAAAUCACUAAGGUGGCCUGUAUCCACAAGUCGAGCCAGUUCUUCAGCGCCUCUCGGGACAGGACGGUCCUGAUGUGGGACUUACAUGCUUCCUCACAAGCCAGGCAGCAGUUCUCAGGCCAUGCCAUGGUGGUCACAGGGUUGGCCGUGAGUCCAGACUCCACCCAGCUGUGCACUGGCUCCCGGGACAACACCCUGCUGCUGUGGGACGUGGGAACUGGACGGUGUGUGGAGAGAGCCGAGGUGUCCAGAAACCUGGUCACUCACCUGUGCUGGGUCCCCAGAGAGCCAUAUACCCUCCAGACCUCUGAAGAUAAAACCAUCAGAUUAUGGGACAGCCGGGGGCUACAGGUAGCUCAUAUGUUUCCUGCAAAGCAGCACAUUCAGACCCACUGUGAGGCCAGUGAGGAUGGACACCGGUUUAUGUCCUGCAGCAGUGGCUUUGGAGGGGAAGGCUGUGAAGCCACGCUGUGGGACCUGCGGCAGAGCCGCAGCAGCGUCUGUGAAUACGUGGGGCAUCUCCAGACGGUUGCAUCCUGUGCCUUUCUACCAAGAUCUGUGGCUUUGAUGCCCGUAGUCGCUACCUCAUCCCAUGACUGCAAAGUGAAGAUCUGGGAUCAAGAUUCCGGAGCCUGCCUCUUCACUUUGUCUCUGGAUGGAUCCGGGCCC
This is a messenger RNA of Echinops telfairi (small Madagascar hedgehog), 964 nucleotides long. It is a transcript of the gene WDR31, whose product is annotated as WD repeat domain 31. The transcript is spliced from 9 exons. The annotation marks the transcript as partial. Gene Ontology annotation, molecular function: protein binding. The record is from RefSeq and is a predicted model, not a curated record. Lineage: Eukaryota; Metazoa; Chordata; Mammalia; Afrosoricida; Tenrecidae.